AUGUUCAAGUGCGUUCCUGACAUGUGUGUCUUUUCUCUGGCGCGUGUGUGUGAGGCUGCGGGCGGUUAGUGCUGUCGUUGGUUGAGUAUUGAGCUCCAGUCUGACCUACUUUCGUACUUCGCAUCAGCUCAGCGCUGUUUACAGGCGCUCGUCGGCAGAGGAUGUGGACCCGGUAACGAAAACACGUCGCCGAAACGCCGAGUCGCGUGCUCUCCCGUGCCGCUUUUAUCCUGGGGAUCUUGACUUAGCGUGGUUAGUGCGUAUUUUGUCCCGUGUCCCACUUCAGAGUGGCUCUUUCGUGGCUUGUUUGAGGUAAAGGCGAGCUCACUCGUGGAUUCGGCGUAAGAGACGCGGACGAGGGCAAAAGUGAAGCGUGAACCUGUGACGUUAGUCCUUAACGCACGGUCCUUCUGUUUGUAACUUCAUGGAGAGAGAAAACACUUUUGCAAGUGUACAUUAACAAUUGUCGUCUGGAUGUCAGUAGUCAAGAUAAACACUAUCUUGAGGUUUAAGCAUUUAAGGACUGGCUAGCCAUAGGAACAUAACUACAAUAUCUAUUGGCUGUCAGUCAAUACCGGUGAAUAGCCUUCAGAGAUUUGUGAGUGGUGGCUAACCACAAGCAUUAGGCAGUUAGCUUGUAGCGUCCAUUAGAAUUUCUGUGGGUGUUUCGAGCGUGGAAGACACGAAUGGGACACUCUAGCCUUUCCAGACGGCCUGAAUGGGAGAAGGAGUGAGCAUGGACAACCUUUUGGAGUUUGGAGGCCUUUGUCCAUCCACCCGGAGGGAAUGGGACACAGGGAGCUGUGUGGAUGAUUUAAUGGAUGAAGAUGAGAAAGACAGAGCAAAAAGGGCGUCCCGUAAUAAAUCAGAGAAGAAGAGAAGAGACCAGUUCAAUGUUCUCAUUAAAGAGCUGUGUACGAUGCUGCAGGGUCAAGGUCACCCCCGCAAGAUGGACAAAUCCACAAUCCUGCAGAGAACCAUUGACUUCCUGCAGAAACAGAAAGAAAUCACAGCGCAAACAGAAUCCUGUGAGGUCCGGCAGGACUGGAAGCCUUCUUUCCUCAGCAACGAGGAAUUCACCCAGUUAAUGCUGGAGGCAUUGGAUGGUUUCCUGAUAGCGCUUACCACAGAUGGGAACAUCAUAUAUGUAUCUGACAGCGUCUCAUCUCUUAUUGGUCAUCUGCCGUCAGAUAUGGUGGACCAGAACAUUUUGAACUUCCUGCCAGAACGAGAACAUGGAGAGGUGUAUAAACUUCUGUCAUCACACAUGCUCCUGACAGAGCCUUCUGCUGUGGACCUACUCAACAGCAAUGAGACACACGUUGAGUUCUGCUGUCAUUUAGCAAGGGGGAACAUUGACCCAAAAGAACCGCCCACUUACGAAUAUGUCAAAUUUGUUGGAGAUUUCAAGUUUCAUAAUAACGUGCCUCUGUCCUCAUGUAACGGUUAUGAGCUGGCAUUUCCGCGCACACUGCAGUCUUCACUAGAGGAGCAGAUCUGUCUCGUAGCCACAGUGAGACUUGUGACCCCUCAGUUCCUAAAGGAUCUGUGCAACGUGGAGGAUGUGUGUGAUGAAUUCACAUCAAGACACAGUCUGGAAUGGAAAUUUCUCUUCUUAGAUCAUAGGGCCUCGCCUAUCAUUGGGUACCUGCCGUUUGAGGUUUUAGGGACCUCGGGUUACGAUUAUUACCAUGUGGACGACCUGGAGUUGAUUGCUCAGUGUCACAAACAAUUGAUGCAGUGUGGGAAAGGAAAAUCCUGUUACUAUCGGUUUCUGACUAAAGGGCAGCAGUGGAUCUGGCUACAAACACACUAUUACAUCACAUACCACCAGUGGAACUCCAAACCAGAGUUUAUCGUCUGCACACACAGUGUGGUCAGCUAUGCUGAAGUCCGAGCAGAAAGAAGGAGAGAGAUUGGAUUGGAGGAAAGCUCAUCUGAUAUGGCAACAUCCUCAAUUAAGGGGCAGGAGGUGUUUUUGGACAUGUGUCCUCCUUUGGAAACUACACGAGAAAGAAUCAGCAGCGCUCGAUCAGUGUCGUCACAGAGUUCUAGGAAAUCUUCACACACAGCGCUGUCUGACUCGGCGUCGAACUCAUCGGUAAGGUACACAGAGGCAUGCACGUCGUCACGACAAUCCGCUUCUAUUGGUCCUGAGAAGAGUUCCAACAGAAUGCCACAUAGUGGAUCAAAGAGCCUGAUUCAGAGGCAGAGCUCCUCUGAGCCCACAUCACUCUCCCCCUCCUGCAGUCAGCAUUCCACUAUGACACAGUCUCUGUACGGAUUCCAGCAGCCUCAGUUAGGCGUCAUGCAUCAGCUGAAAGAACAGCUAGAAGAGCGGACGCGCAUCCUACAGGCCGACAUCAAAACACAACAACAAGAGCUGCACGACAUUAAAGAGAAACUACAACUUGCUAAUCUACAGAUGUUACUUCAGCAGCCGAUACAGGGAGAAUUUGCCGGUUCUGGUCCUCAGCAGCAGGGUCCAGGCAGGCCGUCCCAACACAGCACCCAGCCCAAACCUCAACACUGUGUUUCACAUUCAUCGCACACACUACUCAGAGAACAGCCCAGUAGCUCAUCUGCUCAGGGCCAGCAGAGACUGGUUCAGACUGGACACAUGCAGGCCGUCAGCGUUCCAAUGCAGACACACACCAGUCUCACCACACCCUUCUAUAGCAACCCAAUGAUGUUCUCACCUAACCACGGACACCGAACCCAACAUGACACACACUGCCAAAGACACACACACACUGACUACAGCCAGGACGGACAGCUACGGAUGCUACUAAACCAACCAAUGCAGACGCUUGUACCAGACAGCAAUGGGGGGGCCCAGUCUUCCCAGUGCAGCUCAACUAUUCAACAAACCAAAUAUCCUCUGGACCAGCAGAUGAUGGCUCCUUCCUUCCCUGUGCAGCAGGUGAACUGUAACGCUGUGCUUGUCCCUUCCCCCGUCUUCACCUCACCAAUCAUGAUCCCACAUAACAGUUUCAUCACCCAUCAGGCCACGCCCGCCUAUACGCCUCACCCAUCAGCCGCCCCACAAAGUUUACCACUACAACAAACUCAGCAGUUCUUUCAGAUGCAGCCUCAGGGUCUGAUUCACAGUGCUCCCACUCAGGCCUUAUUCCACACCCCUAGCGUUCCGCAGCAAAGCACUGUGGGAUACGUACAGCCACAACAGCAGCAGCAACAGCAUCAUCACUCACAGUCCGGCAACCUGUCGGACUACAGAAACAUGCUCCCACGGUAGCCCCGCCACCUGGGGGAAAAAGCCAAGAGAUUGCUGGAAAAGCGCAUUGAGCAUUUAGCUCUGAAAGGCAUGAUGGGAAGGGACUCUCUCGGCUCAGGGGAAGGCUCGCUCCCGAGCCAAACCAAAAUCGAGAAAGCCAAAGUCCCUCAAAGUUCCCAUGACAGCAAAUGAUGGUGAUAACGCCACAAGGCCCAAGGACUGUGCCUGGCCUGGACUGCACGCAGGGGAUGCUGGGAUACGUAGGAGGAGCCCGCAGGCGUGUGACCUGUCAUGGAGACAGAGGUCACAGAGCAGUCAAGCAGGCGCUUUGAUCGACACGUAAAGGACAGAAAGCCGUAGAGGGUUUUUGGUACUGUAAUGUUACAGUUAUCUAGACUUUUCAAAACACAAACAUACAAAAAUAAGACAAAAUCAACAAAUCAAGUAAUGCCUUGACAGAGCGUAAACUCUUCUGCGUGUGUUCUGUCCUCAACCGCUACUAAAAUAGUAACUAAAAGAGAAACCGCCCCACCAAGAAGAAGAAAAAUACAUGAACUGAUCAUAUUUCAUGUGCGUGUGCUGAUGAGAGGAGCUGGGCAUAAUUCAGCGAAGACCCAAAUAUAUUUGAAAAACAUUUGGCUUCCUGUUAUCAUGUGCAGAGCAGGUUCGGCCCCCUCCUGUAGUUAUGUUAACACUAACGUAAAGAAACUUGAAUCACGCUGUAUAUUUCUAAUAUUUAAGAGCAAGUUCGCAUUAGGGCAAACCUUCCUAUUGCUCAGCUCAACUCAAUCCCUGUUACUCUUUAUUUUUUGAUCCACUGUACUGUACCUAGGGUUUCUCCACAUGUUGAGUUCCGAAAUAUCAUAUUUCAGUACUUUUUAUUUCAUUUUACGGUUAUAAACCUAGCUCGUCAGGAGAAGCAUGUUGGUUUCACUGAUCAAACAGUUCUUUGAGUUUUCAGAUGUGCAUGUGGUCUGCCUGUUCAUACAGAAAUCUAAAUUUGAUUUGAUGUCAAUGUAAGCAGGACAGAUGUGCUUCAAUAUUUAGUUUCAGUGUUACACAGGGAUGAAGCUCUGUUUAAUUUAUGCUUCGUAGUAGAGGGACUGUGUUGAUUGUUUUAUGGUGGUGGGGCGCGAGUGGUGCAGCAGUUAAACUGCGAAAAUGAAGAUGUAAAAUAAAACGGUAAUGCAUGUGGAAUGAUUGAAGACAAUCACAACGUCAUGGCUGCAGAAAUGGAAAUGUUCUCAUCUGCCUGUCACUUUGGGCAAAAUGUUUGGCAAAUACAACUCAAAUAUUAGUAAAAAAAAAAAUACCCCAUUAUUAUUAUUUUUUUUUUUGUAUUAUUAUUUUUGAGGAAUUGUUGUAGACAUGGAAGUGUUUAGAUGUUAUGAAAAAUCACAGACAAAAAUCUGACAAUCGGGGAAACUUCAAGCUUGCACUUUCCUCCAUCCUGUCACGCAUAGCACAUUUAAAGGCUGGUGCUGGUUAUAUUAUUUUUUUUAAAACUAAGACGAUUCUGUUCAAGACAGUUUAGAUCAUGUGCCCUUCUGUAUGUCGUGCAAUGCAAAUCGAAAAACAAGAAUGUGUGUAAUUUAUACUUAUCGAAGAGAUUUCUGUUUUUCGUCAGGUAUGUUUUCUUGUAUUAGCAAGAAAUGCUUCGUAUUAGUAAAAGCCAACGUGCUGUUUGAAUGAAAACCGAAAGUAUUUUUGUACUAAAAUCUCCUCGACAUUCCUUCAGUCAUGUGUAGAAAGCGUGAAACUCCCCGACUCUCUCAGGUGUGACAUCUCCACGCAGGUGUCUAGCUUGUUAGUACGCUGUUGCUGGUCUAAGCCGGUUACUAGGUGGUCAUUAGCUGCUCCAACCAUCUGGGACCAGCAACAAACCAGACGGAGGAGCUAUAAAACACCAACUUCAAAACGAGUAGGACAAAUAAAUCCAAAGGUUCUGACUUACGCCAGUUGCCACUGUGAUGGCCAUUUAGUGUGUGCAUCGCCCCCUGAACAAAACGAGCUGUUUCAUCCUUCAUUUAUUGCCCAUUUGUGGUGUUUUCAUGAAAUAUUUUGCCAGCUAGGCUCGAACAUUUCGUCUCAAAUGUUUCUUGAGUUAAAGGUUUGAUUGUUUUGCAGAUGUGUUUGUGUUCAUUGGGUUGUGAGUGGUAGAUGGAAACUGUACCGACUCUCUCAUCUUUGUUCUCUUUCUCUAUGAAACUAUGCUCUUGUGGAGACUGCACUUUAUUCUUUAUCCCUUCUUUAAGUCUUUUGCUUUGUGCUCUCUCUCUCUCUCUCUCUCUCUCUCUCUCUCUUUUCUCUCUGGCCUAAAUUUCACCCCAAAAGUGUCUGUUCUGAUGAGGUUUUAGGCCUCAUGGAUUCGUGAGCGUGUGUUUUAUGUGUGUGUUGUGAGUGUAUGUGUUAUCUGUGUUACCUGAACUGGUGACAUCGUCAAUGCAUUUAUAUUCUACCAGGUGAGGGGAAGAGACAGAAAGUGACACCUGGUUUAAACAGCCAUCUCUGCUGAUACUCUGCAGAAAAUACACGGAAGAUAUUGUAAUAUAAGAUAUACAGAAAAUGUCUAGAAAAAUAUAGUUGUUUAUUUUAUAAGAUGUCAAAUAGAUUGAAAUAAAUUUAUAUGCAGUGUAUGAUUUGAAAGUAAAAACAGAGGUAUUUUGUAACAGAUUAAUUAUUGAAGUGUCUUACUUUGGGGGGACGUAAAGCUUUCUGUUUGUCGGUUCAGCGAGUUGAUGUUGCACAGUCAAUGUAUGGCUUGUUUUUCCCCCUUUUAUUCUUCUGUGUACAUAUACCAUCACAACAAGCUUUAACAUAUUGUUAAUAUUGUUUUAAAAGAAAUUAAUAAUAAAAAAAAAGUUUACAUUCUGAAA
Messenger RNA from Puntigrus tetrazona (Sumatra barb), 6111 nucleotides. RefSeq names its product neuronal PAS domain protein 2 (gene npas2). Gene Ontology annotation, molecular function: RNA polymerase II cis-regulatory region sequence-specific DNA binding; protein dimerization activity; DNA-binding transcription factor activity, RNA polymerase II-specific. The record is from RefSeq and is a predicted model, not a curated record. Gene Ontology annotation, cellular component: cytoplasm; nucleus; CLOCK-BMAL transcription complex. Bases 719 to 3256 code for a protein of 845 amino acids. Lineage: Eukaryota; Metazoa; Chordata; Actinopteri; Cypriniformes; Cyprinidae. The transcript has 22 exons. Gene Ontology annotation, biological process: regulation of transcription by RNA polymerase II; circadian regulation of gene expression.